This is a messenger RNA of Drosophila albomicans, 765 nucleotides long. Its product is annotated as angiopoietin-related protein 2-like. The transcript is spliced from 2 exons. The record is from RefSeq and is a predicted model, not a curated record. NCBI's taxonomy places the organism in Eukaryota, Metazoa, Arthropoda, Insecta, Diptera, Drosophilidae. The coding region runs from base 155 to 523 and encodes 122 amino acids.
AGUAAUCCAACAGAGAGUAGAUGGAAAAGAAAAUUUCUUUCGCGAUUGGAAUACUUACGUAGCAGGCUUUGGAUCUUUUGAGGGAGAUUUCUUUCUAGGCCUAGAGAAGAUUCAUCGACUAACGUACUCGACACGCUAUCAACUCCUGAUUCGCAUGGAAUACUUCAAUGGGACAAUACGAUAUGCUGACUAUGAUAAUUUCAAAGUUGACGGAAAUGAAGCGGACUACACAUUGAGCAGUUUGGGUGAAUUUUUUGGCAAUGAAGAUGGUGAACUCUGGCGCGGCGACAAUUUGCGAUGGCAUGAAGGCUUGAAAUUCUCAACGUUCGAUAAUGAGCAUGAUCUGUGGAAUAAGGAGUGUGCACAGAUUCAUAAAGGAGGAUGGUGGUACAAUCAUUGCACAGCUAGCAAUUUAAAUGGAUUAUACUCAAUGCACGGCAGCAAAUACACACAAAUGUAUUGGACACACUAUGUGCCUCUCAAAAGUGUUCAAAUGAUGAUACGAAAAUAUCAACCAAAAUAACAAAAUAAUGCUGUUGAUUAUAACUGUAUCAGCUGUCUAACGCACUUUCCGUUUGGAUCACAAAAAAGGUCAGCAUGUUGACACUGGGCGUAUACGUGAUAUGCUGAUUAUGAGCAUUCAACCGAUGACGUUUGCCUGGCAGAUUACUUCAUUGUCUACACUACAAUAAAUCAAAUUAUAAUCGCGAGUAAGAGUAAAAAUACAAAUCUUUUAUGAGGUUUAUCGACUAGCUAGUUAAUAAA